This is a messenger RNA of Porites lobata, 1682 nucleotides long. Lineage: Eukaryota; Metazoa; Cnidaria; Anthozoa; Scleractinia; Poritidae. The record is from the annotation of a GenBank genome assembly.
AUGGUUAAGCCCUCUGCAGUUCCAACUGCCAAGCUAACAAACAUGAUCAGAGAAGGCAGACCGUGGUCGGAAGUGGAGGAUGUUGCCGAAGCAAUGCUAGACAAGAAAAAGGUGCAGAACAUAAAGUCUAAAGUAGCAAAUAGCAUGCAUCCCCAUGGGCACAACUUUGAUGCUGUUGCAGAAAUAAAGAAGAAAACAGACGAGAAAGAUCAGUACUUAGUCUGGAAAAUUAAUAAUCGUCACUUCAAUAAUGGCCAACAAAGCCUUGUCUUUAAAACGAGCAGAGAAAAAGCUGAAAUAUGUGUUCAAAUGGACAAAGAUCAAAGUGAGCAUCCUCUAUCCAAAGAGUUCUGUUUCCUUGAUGCCGUGCACAGUCGAUGCCAAGGCUUCAAAACACUGACCCUUUGGGUGUGGCAUCCAACUUUAAAUGAGCUUGUUAACUUAGCUACAAUGGAGUGUGAGGCCGAGUCCAGUCUCGUAAUACAGACGUUUUGGAACAAUCUUAAUGAGGUAACUUUGAUCUUGUUUUUGUUAGCUAGGCAGUGUCCCAGUGUUCCAUUAAUUUCUACUUGUGAUUUGUUGUUCUGUUACAAAUCAGUGGCUGACGCAGACGUCCUCGGGGGCGUGGGGGGGGGCUCCCCAGAUCCGCCACUGGAAAUCUAUGUAAUUUUAUGGAGUUUUAAAGGCUUGAUGGAAGAAUGCUUUCAACUGCUCUGGUAAAAUUCCGUGCUCGACUACCUGUACAGUAUUAUGGUCUUAAUCCCCAUUUUGUUUUACUCUUAGUGAUUCUGAAGAACUUUGCGGCAAUUUUAAUCGCCUGCAAAGUUUUCAGGUUCAAAUUGCCUGUGUUCUGCAUACAACAUGCAUGCACUCUGCUUUCAUCCCAUUAAAAUCGCAAGCAAAUCGGUGGUUUACACAGGUGAUUGGAGGCCUUACGUAUACAAAUCGCCUGUGCAGGCAAUUAACAGGAAAAAGUAAAAAAAAAAGAUUGAGUGGUAAACCGCGCGCAUAAAAUUGGCGGGAAAAGUUUAAAAACAGUUUCAAAGAUGACGCUCGUUGCGCUCACGAAAUGGUCCACAAAAGGAUCGGAGUACCCUGGAUUCUUCUACGCCGAGCUACGCCGGACGACAAGAGUCCACUGCUCGCAGGGUACAAAAGGAAAUUCAAUAGCAAUGUUACGUUAAGUUUGCCUAUUUUACGCAUUUUGCAUUUAUCUGGACGCAUUAUUAAUAAUUUUAUUAUGUUUUACAUCGUUCAGACAUAUAAAAGAAACACAUCAUUUAAUUUGACAACUUAUUCAAAGAUAUUGAAUACGUCAUUUUUGGGUUAAAGGCCCUGUAUCACCCAAAAUGCAUUGCGCGCCCAAUGCCUCUGCGAUUGACUUUAACGCAGGCGAAAAUUCCCGAAAGAGCCAAUCACGAGCGAGCUCGUCAUUUGAAAAACAAAAUCAAAGGACCGCAAAGCCGAAUGGGUGAUACUGGGCCUUUGAAUCCACAAGUAUAAUCAGCGAUGGAUGUGCACUGCAAUAUUAUUAAUUGUAAUUCAUUUGACGUUGUUUUUUUUUUUUUGAGGUUCUACGAGAUUUUACAGGGGACGAUGAAUAUAUCUUUAAUCCAGCGGGAUGGAUGUUCGAUGAAGCAGGAGGAAACUGGGAUGCCAUCGAAAAAAGUAUUUGGCAGUAA